GUAUCCUUACGGCUCCAAACCUGGAGGACUUAAACUGACUGGACAGUGCACAGAAGGCGAUGGAAGAAUGCCUCAAACAGAUUUUAUUUUAAUGUACAGCAUUCUUCCACUGGAAGACACCCCUGUCGAUUGACACUUCAGACGAUUUAAAUAUUGACAAGCCCCUCAGCCCUUUAACCCGCAACGCUUAUUUAAACCUAUUCCUUUGAAACUAACGUCAAAAAAAAAUUGGUCUUUUUCAAAAACUGUGACUACUUUGAGUGAUUGAGGAAGUUGAGGGAGGAACUGCAAGCGACUUGCAGAGAGACCUGCAGUGUGCAAUUCGACUGAGCAGGGCAGCACUCUGCUGAAGAGCUUUCAGAGAGCCCAGAGAGAUGUGUUAGAUUUAAAGGGAUAGGAGCUUGUCUUGGGAACAGGAACAAGAUUGAGUUGGAGCUGCUGUACAGGGAGGAGGUGGGAGCUGGAAUAUAAAAGGCAGCAAGAUGGCCAAGUAUCACUGGCAGAGCCAGAACGUGAAGCAGAGCGGGGUGGACGACAUGGUCCUCCUGUCCAAAAUCACAGAGGACGCCAUCGUGGAGAAUCUCAAGAAACGCUACAUGGACGACUACAUCUUUACAUACAUCGGCUCAGUGUUAAUAUCAGUGAAUCCAUUUAAGCAGAUGCCUUAUUUCACAGACAGAGAAAUCGAACUCUACCAGGGUGCUGCUCAGUAUGAGAACCCGCCCCAUGUCUAUGCCUUGACAGACAACAUGUACAGGAACAUGAUUAUUGAUGCAGAGAACCAGUGUGUCAUUAUCAGUGGUGAGAGUGGAGCCGGCAAAACAGUGGCAGCGAAGUACAUCAUGGGCUACAUCUCCAAGGUGUCGGGGGGAGGAGACAAGGUGCAGCACGUCAAAGACAUCAUUCUUCAGUCAAACCCCCUUCUAGAAGCUUUCGGGAAUGCCAAGACUGUGCGGAACAACAACUCCAGCAGAUUCGGGAAAUAUUUUGAGAUCCAGUUCAGCCGUGGAGGCGAGCCGGACGGAGGGAAGAUCUCCAACUUCCUGCUGGAGAAGUCGCGAGUGGUGAGCCAGAACGAGAACGAGAGGAACUUCCAUAUCUACUACCAGCUGUUAGACGGGGCCUCAAAGGAUCAGCACGAGGCUCUGGGUAUUAUGACACCGGAUUACUAUUUCUAUCUGAACCAAUCAGGGACCUACAAGGUGGACGGCACCAAUGACAGCAAAGACUUCCAGGAAACCAUGGAAGCCAUGGAUGUGAUCGGUAUCUCCCAGGCUGACCAGACUCAGGUGCUGCAGAUUGUUGCUGGAAUCCUUCACCUGGGAAACAUCUGCUUCAUUGAGGUGGGCAACUACGGGCAAGUGGAGAGCACAGACUUGCUGGCGUUCCCUGCCUACCUGCUGGGGAUCGAUCAGAACCGACUGAAUGAGAAGCUGACCAGCAGGAAGAUGGACAGCAAGUGGGGCGGGAAGUCGGAGUCCAUCGACGUGACCCUGAACAGAGAGCAGGCCACUUACACCCGCGACGCCCUGGCCAAGGCCCUGUUCACACGGCUCUUCGACUACCUGGUGGAGGCAAUUAACAAGGCAAUCCAGAAACCGCAUGAGGAAUUCAGCAUUGGAGUUCUGGAUAUCUACGGAUUUGAAAUAUUUAAGAGGAACGGGUUCGAGCAGUUUUGUAUUAACUUUGUCAAUGAGAAGCUGCAACAGAUAUUCAUUGAACUGACGCUAAAAGCUGAACAGGAAGAGUAUGUCCAGGAAGGUAUUAAGUGGUCACCCAUUGAAUAUUUUAACAACAAGAUUGUCUGUGACCUCAUUGAAAAUAAAUUGAACCCCCCUGGGAUCAUGAGUGUCCUGGACGAUGUCUGUGCCACCAUGCAUGCCAAGGGAGAUGGAGCGGACGGCACCCUGCUCCAGAAACUGCAGGGCGCCGUGGGUACCCACGAGCACUUCAACAGCUGGAACUCCGGCUUUAUCAUCCACCACUACGCAGGCAAGGUGUCCUACGACAUUAACGGGUUCUGUGAAAGAAACAGAGACGUCCUCUUCCCCGACCUCAUCGAGCUCAUGCAGAGCAGUGAAUAUGCUUUCAUCAGGGGGCUUUUCCCUGAGAGCCUGAACACAGACAAGAAAGGCAGACCCACCACGGCCAGCACGAAGAUUAAGAAACAAGCCAAUGACCUGGUGAACACCCUGAUGAAGUGCACGCCACACUACAUCCGCUGCAUCAAACCUAACGAGACCAAGCGCUCCAAGGACUGGGAGGAGAGCAGGGUGAAGCACCAGGUGGAGUACCUCGGGCUCAGGGAGAACAUCCGAGUGCGUAGAGCCGGCUUCGCCUACCGGAGAGUCUUCAACAAGUUCAUGCAGAGGUACGCUAUCCUGACAGCGGAGACCUGGCCGUGUUGGCGCGGGGACCAGCGGCAGGGGGUGCAGCACCUGCUCCGCGCAGUCAACAUGGACGCUGAUCAGUACCAGAUGGGACAAAGCAAGGUGUUCGUCAAGAACCCAGAGUCGCUGUUCCUCCUGGAGGAAAUGCGUGAGAGGAAGUUCGACAGUUUCGCCCGGACCAUCCAGAAAGCGUGGCGGAAAUACAUCGCCAGGAGGAAGUACGAGCAGAUGAGGGAGGAAGCCUCAGAUAUCCUGUUCAACUGGAAGGAGCGGAGGAGGAACAGUAUCAACAGGAACUUUGUGGGGGAUUACCUGGGCAUGGAGGACAAGCCGGAGCUGAGACAGUUCCUGGCCAAGCGAGAGCGCGUCGACUUCGCAGACUCUGUCAACAAAUACGACCGGAGAUUCAAGUCUAUAAAACGCGACCUCAUCCUGACCCCCAAAGGCAUUUACCUGAUUGGUCGAGAAAAGGUCAAGAAGGGUCCUGAAAAGGGACAGAUCAAAGAGGUCCUGAAGAGAAAGAUGGAGAUUAAGAGCAUCCAGAGUGUGUCUUUAAGCAUGCGGCAGGAUGAUUUCUUUGUGAUUCACGAGGAGCAGUAUGACAGCCUGCUGGAGUCCAUGUUCAAGACAGAGUUCCUGAGCCUUCUGUGCAAGCGCUUCGAGGAGCAGACCAAGAGCAAACUGAACCUUAACUUCAGUGACAGGAUCGAGUUCAAGGUGAAGAAGGAGGGAUGGGGUGGAGGGGGCUCUCGUCUGGUCUUGUUUACCCGGGGCCAGGGCGACGUGGCGCAACAGAAACCAGGAGGCAAGACCCUGACUGUCAGCAUUGGGGACGGCCUGCCCAAAACCUCCAAACCCACGAAGAAAGGCCAGGGCCAGAGCAGAGCCCCUCCUCGGAAAUCUGCCCCAGGGCCCCCUAGAGGUAACUAUAAGAACGGAGCGGCGCAGUUCUCCCGCAAUGACACCAGGAAGCAGGAGCAGCAGUACACCAUGCCCCAGAAGCAGGGCCGCCCCCCUGUGGGGGUGUUGCCCAAGCACGGCUGUACCUCCAAGGCCCGGCACAAUAUCUCAGAGGCAGAGAACCUGGAGUUCCUCAACGUGCCCGAUCAGGGUGUGGCAGGGAUGCAAAGGAAGAAGAGCAUCAGCCAGCACCGCCCCCCUCCGGCUGUGACGGGCCGGCCCAAACCCCAGGCCCGCCCCCAGGGGCCCCGCUGUCGGGCCCUCUAUCAGUAUGUGGGACAGGACACCGACGAGCUCAGCUUCAAUGUCAAUGACGUCAUCGACAUUCUAAACGAGGACAUCUCCGGUUGGUGGAGAGGAAAAUUUAAAGGCAAAGAAGGGCUUUUCCCAGGGAACUAUGUGGAGAAGAUAUGAAUUCUUCAGCUGAGAAGAAUCUGCAUCACAUCCAGGCCCAGGGGCUGCAGCUUUAAACACUUCCAAGUUGUCAACAUAUGUAUAUAUAUAUAUAUAUAUAUAUACACCUCCACAGCCCCAUUGGUGCACCAGACAUGCAGAAAAACAUCUAAAUGUGUUCUGGGGCUACAAUUUUAAUUCUGCGCUCCAGAACAGGCUUCGAAAGGUUGUUUUGCUGUGGGGGUGUGAUCUGUAUACAGUACUGUACAAUCAUGCAAAUAGACACAUGCACUUAUAUUGGGGAGAUAAACAUACUGGUUUGCAUGCAGUGAAGCCAAUUAGAAAUCCACCUACUUUAAUAUGGCAUAUUAUACAUUUUACUACCAAACUUGCCAUACUCUUACAAAGCAAUGCUUAAGCAUUUCAGCCCCCAUGGCUUGCAGUUGCACUCACCUUCAGCCAUGGAGCACUUAUACUCAGACACAGGUGCGUGCAUUAUGUAUGAAACAGUGUACAACCCAGCAGAAGCCUGUACCCCUUUUUGCACCAUUAUACGGUACAGGUUGCUCAAGAAGGGAAUUAGAUGCUGUAUGUAAUAGGGAGAGGCGGAUCACCUGUGAUGAUCCUGUAUGGAGUAUUGAUCGAUCAGCCUGCGCAGUGCUUGACGAAUCACUCUUUAUUUAUUGAGAGCUGAGUGAAACACCGCUCCUUGCAGAGGGAGGGGGAGCAGUUAUUGGAACAGCUUGGUGUUCUUUGAGGCCCAACUUGAAUCCAAUCGGCCCUGUAUUUAAUAUAUUGUAACCCUUUGCUGCCCAGUGUCCAGUAUAUUUGACAUUGAGAAAAUAGCAUUAAAUAGGUAUGGGAACGUACCCAGGGCAGUAAAGAGUUAACAGUAGAACCAAGAUGCCAGCCGCUGAGGGGCAUUGCAUUACUGCAGUGCACCCCGAGCAACAUACAGUGAAACAGAAUGAAAGCCUUAUCAUCAGCAUGUGCAGUGCCCCAUGAGUUAUACCAAAGAACUUACAGUAUAUGCAAUAAGGUGCUGCUGAGUUCCUACAGCCUAACUGCCUAGAGUCUAGCUAUAUUUCUGUGCCCAAAAAAUGUAAGAUACUUCACUGUGAUUGAGGUUCACAGUCCAUGUUGUUUAGAAAUUCAUUUUAAAGUAAUAAAUAUGUUUUAGAUUUAAAAAAAAAAUGUUGAAAGAAUAGUUAUUUCCUAUGCAUGAGGAAGUGUUGUAUAACCUCCAAUUGCUGCAAGUAGAAACAGAAACCUGCCUAAUUAGGACACAAAGUAACAUAGUGGGGAGCCAAUGAAGUUGCUUUUGACAAAUGUAAACAGUAGUCGACUUUCUAAUGAAGUGUGGAACACACACACACACACACACACACACACACAGACAGAAACACAUAUAUAGACACACACACACACACACACAGAGACAGACACACAUAUACACAAAGACACACACACUCACACAUUCAGAAAAUGAUACACAGCUAGCAAUAAACUUGACACCAAAUCAUUAUUUUAGAAUUGAGGGACAGUGCAGAUUUAACCUCCAUUGUUUUAUUUUAUGUAAACUUAAUUUUUUUUUUUUUUUUAAUUAACCCCAAGCUCGGUACUGAUUUAAGACGAGAUGUGUAAGGUAUUUGGUGGACCAUAUGUUACUGUCAUCUACAGGCUAUUAAGAGAUAUGACAUUCUAAGAGGGUAAAUAUGGUUUGUGUGUGUUGAACAGCACUAAUGAAGUUCUGUACUGGGCCUUGUGGUUUUUGCAUGUCAUUGCUUAUCACCUAAAAAAAUAUACACUGGGUUCAAUGUAUAGUCUUUGAUUACAUCUAUAGAAGGAUCUGUUGUAGCAACACCCUAUUUUGCUUUCCAUCAGUGUAUCAUGUAUGUCAUGUAACUGUGUAGUGUUUCUUUUUUUAUUAUUAUAACUAAUGUCUUUGUAAUUGAAUGAGAACGAUCGCUUCCCAAAAACUUGAAUGAAAAAAAAAGCUUUUUCUGAAGUAUUCUGAAUGAAAAAUAAAAACAGUAUUGUAUUCUU
Molecule: messenger RNA, 5789 nt
Organism: Polyodon spathula (Mississippi paddlefish)
Lineage: Eukaryota; Metazoa; Chordata; Actinopteri; Acipenseriformes; Polyodontidae
Product: unconventional myosin-If-like
Exons: 28
Coding region: 483-3764 (1093 amino acids)
Biological process (GO): vesicle transport along actin filament; actin filament organization
Cellular component (GO): vesicle; myosin complex; actin cytoskeleton
Molecular function (GO): microfilament motor activity; actin filament binding; ATP binding
Source: RefSeq, a predicted model, not a curated record